Molecule: messenger RNA, 538 nt
Organism: Vespula vulgaris
Lineage: Eukaryota; Metazoa; Arthropoda; Insecta; Hymenoptera; Vespidae
Gene: UQCR-Q
Product: cytochrome b-c1 complex subunit 8
Exons: 3
Coding region: 153-401 (82 amino acids)
Biological process (GO): mitochondrial electron transport, ubiquinol to cytochrome c
Source: RefSeq, a predicted model, not a curated record
GUUUCGCUGAAGUUUCAGCAGGUAAGAGUUUAUGUAAUAUACGAAUUACGUUUACGUGAUUAAAUGUUUAAGAAAAAAUUGUAACUUUGAUAUAAUAUAUAUAUAUAAAAAAUAUAUAAUAAAUUGCAUAUAAAAUAAAUACAUUCUUCAACAUGGGUUUGAAGUUUGGAAAUUUGUACAAAAUAAGAGGGAUCGUUUAUUUCCGUCUUAGUCCUCAUGAACAGAAAGCUUUCAAAGGCUUUAUAUCAGAGGGUGUUCCAAAUACUAUUAGACGCUUCCAUAGUUCAGUAUACCGUUAUUUACCAAUAUUCGCUUUCAACUAUUUGGUAUACUUAUGGGCCUUAGAAACACAUCACAAACUAAGCCGUAAAAAUCACGCUCUUUACAAGGACGAUGUUUAAACUAUUUAAAUAAUUUAAAUAUAAAUUAAUAAGUAGUGUUAUCUCUCAUCGAAGUUGUUACGAUGUAUAAUACGAUGGAAGUUGUAUGAUCGCAUAUUUCAAUAAAUUAACUGAUUCGUUUAAACCAUGAAUACAAA